This is a messenger RNA of Acanthosepion pharaonis, 558 nucleotides long. The record is from the annotation of a GenBank genome assembly. NCBI's taxonomy places the organism in Eukaryota, Metazoa, Mollusca, Cephalopoda, Sepiida, Sepiidae.
AUGCUUGAGUAUCACUUUGUGCAUAGAAAGGCUGUGUUUACAAAUCUCUUCAUAUCUAACUAUCUAUCUAUCUAUCUAUCUAUAUUAGCCUUUGCUUUCUCUCUCUUAAUCUGUUCAUGCCUGCUUCUCUGCCUGCUUACCUAUCUAUCUAUCUAUCUAUAUGCAGUUCAUUUUAUAUCUAUCUAUCUAUCUAUAAGCCCGUACCUCUAUCACUCUAUUGCUUUUAAUCUGUUCAUACCUGCCUGCCUAUCUAUCUAUCUCUCUAUCUAUCAUCAGUUCAUUUUAUAUCUAUCUAUGUAUCUAUCAGCUGGUAACCUCAUUCAAUCAGUUGCUUUCUCUCUCUUAAUCUGUUCAUGCCUGCUUCUCUGCCUGCUUGCCUAUCUAUCUAUCUAUAUAUCAGCCCAUACCUCUAUCAGUCUGUUAUUUUCUCUCUCUUACUCUGUUCAUGCCUGCCUGCAUAUCUAUCUAUCUAUCAGCAGUUUAUUUUAUAUCUAUCUAUCUAUCCAUCUAUCUAAGGACCUUAUUGCUAACUCCUCACCUUGUUGGAUCACAGUAUAG